AUGUUGCUGCUCAGUAGAUCCCUGUUCAUUUUAUUUCUUUCGAUCCUGUGGCUGGGCUUCGUCCAGCCAGCGCCCUAUGAGGGGAGUGUGAAGUUUGCUUUAUCAUUGGACAGGCCGUCAGACCUGCCCGAGCUGCAGUAUCGACUCCUGCAGGCUCAACAGGAACAGGAUGAUCUGGAGGUGAUUCGAAUGCAGUUGAUGCAGUUAAAUUUGCUGAAGCUGCUGAUAGCACUUGACGUCUUUAUCCUGAUUUGUGUAUACUUCUAUGGCGAGAACAGAGAAAUCAGCAAGUGA
Drosophila kikkawai is the source of this 294-nucleotide messenger RNA. RefSeq lists its product as uncharacterized. Lineage: Eukaryota; Metazoa; Arthropoda; Insecta; Diptera; Drosophilidae. The record is from RefSeq and is a predicted model, not a curated record.